GUAGACAUCCUGGUUGUCUAAUAUUCAACUCCUACCUCUCCCUCUCCAUCUCUCUCUCUCACUCUCACUCUUCCAUCUAUCCAUCAACCAACAUCUAGCCUAACAACAUGGGCACUCGAAGCCUCAUCUGCAUCUGGUACAAAGGCCGCUUCAUGGUCGCCCAAUACUGCCAAUGGGACGGCUACCUUGAAGGCCAGGGCUUAGACAUCCUCAACUUCCUCCUUGUCCCAGGUAACAUCGACCGUCUCAAGCAAGGCCUGGAGUACAUUACCAUCGUCGACGACAAGACGAUCGAAGACCUAGUCAGCGGACACACUUACUCGACCCACGGAGAGAAUGGAAAAGUCUGUGAAUGCGGUGCAACUGACCCCUGGGUCGGACCAAGCCAGUGGAUCCCACGAACAUUGAGUCGAGACGCGGGCGCCAAGAUCUUUGAUAUCAUUGCUGCGGCGAAGGUUGAUGAUUUCGUUCCUAUUCAACUUGCCUUGGAGUUUGCACAAGAUGGCUUGUUUUGCGAGUACGCCUAUUGUGUUGAUCUUGAUGCAGGCGUAUUUGAGGUCUUUGGUGGACAUGUGAUGAACCCCAAAAAGGAAAGCAUUGGGCAGAUGGGGGAGUAUCGGUUUGCGGAGGCUUGCAAGGAUGCAAAAAUCAUGCCGAAACUGCUCAUGUCUUUUCUGUUGACGGAGUUGCCCAAGAAUUUGAAGGAGUUUCUGGGCCCGAUUGUGAAGAAUAAUGAGGAGUUUCAAUCUGACGAUGACGAUGACGAGGGGGAGGAUGAGGAGGAGGAGGAGGACGACCACGUCGACUUUGACGAAACAGACAAGAGCGAGGGAGAAGACAAUGCCAAGGCUGCUGACGAUAAGGCUGUGGAUGUCAAAAGUUACAAGACCGGUGGCGUCAAGGCUGUUUCUGCUCCUGAAGACAAGAAGCUUCCUGACAGCAGGGAAGACAAGGACAAGAAAGAAAUAUCUCACGACAUCCACGACAUCGAAAGAGAACGAGAACUGCAGAAGAAAAUCGAAGAAAUGACAAUGGACGAAGUCGCACGAGAAAUUGAACGCGAGACCGAACGCGAAACCGAAAGGAUGAUGAUGGAGGAAAUUGGCAAGGAGCUCGAGAAUGAAAAGAAGAGGACCGCCAGGCAGGGGAGUGCUGGAAGCGGUGACAAGAAGAAUCCGUUGAACAUGUCGGUCCAGACGGGGCGACUAGGAAGAUAUCGUUCAGGGUUGGUAGAUUAUACGAAUAAACCAGCAAGUAAUUAA
Molecule: messenger RNA, 1262 nt
Organism: Talaromyces stipitatus ATCC 10500
Lineage: Eukaryota; Fungi; Ascomycota; Eurotiomycetes; Eurotiales; Trichocomaceae
Exons: 2
Coding region: 108-1262 (384 amino acids)
Source: RefSeq, a predicted model, not a curated record